Messenger RNA from Sceloporus undulatus (fence lizard), 3112 nucleotides. Its product is annotated as zinc finger protein 664-like. The coding region runs from base 606 to 1799 and encodes 397 amino acids. Lineage: Eukaryota; Metazoa; Chordata; Lepidosauria; Squamata; Phrynosomatidae. Gene Ontology annotation, cellular component: nucleus. The transcript has 3 exons. Gene Ontology annotation, molecular function: RNA polymerase II transcription regulatory region sequence-specific DNA binding; DNA-binding transcription factor activity, RNA polymerase II-specific. The record is from RefSeq and is a predicted model, not a curated record. Gene Ontology annotation, biological process: regulation of transcription by RNA polymerase II.
UUUCUGGCAUACAGGAAGUUAUGCUAUGCUGAUUUUUUUUGCAUUGUGUAUAUUUGUACUUAGCCAUAUUGCUAUAUUUUUUUUGCUUUGCUUAUUUUGUUUUACACUCUGCUGAGCAAAGCUCUAUUUUUGUUGACAUUCCUCCACGACUCUGCUGUGAUCUUUUUCAACACACCCCAAAAAACCCUGUCAUGGGGUUUUCUUGGCAAGUUAAUUUAGAGGAGACUUGGCAUUGCCUUCUCCUGAGGCUGAGAAAGUGUGACUUGCUCAAGAUCACCCAGUGGGUUACCAUGGCCAAACUAGGAUUUGAACCCUGGUUUCCAGAGCCCUAGUCUAACACUCUUCCAGAAGGAGCUGGAAGAUUAUGUGUACUGCUCUGAGCUAAAGAAUCCCAUUUGGAACAAAGGUGGCAGAUAGAGUAAAGAAAUAAACAAAGAGGAAAUGGGUUAGAUUUCAAAAAGGCAUUUCCACUGUUUUUAGGGCACUAUGAGUUAAAGAUGAGAAGCAAGCCCUGUUGAAAUGGAACCCAUUUCAUCUGUCUUUAUGUCUUUACUUUGUCCACACUAUCACUUACCCAUUGCUUUAUUUCCCCUGCAGGCACUGCAAUGGCAUCAGAGGCCCGAUCCAGCUCCUCUCUUCAGUUGGGCAGAGAGGAAAAAGCUGCUAUGAAGCCACCUAUCCCCCUGCAAAGAAGCCAGCGCAUGGUCUCCUUUGGAGAGGUGGCCGUGUAUUUCAUCAAGGAAGAGUGGGAACUCCUGGGUCCAGGCCAAAAAGCUCUCUAUGAGGCAGUUAUGAUAGAAACAUUUGAGAAUGUGGCCUUUCUGGAUAACGAGCAGAAGAAUGUGAAUUACAGGGUGCCAGCAGUGGUGCCACAGAAAACAACCAAGCCCCAAAUGGGUGAGAAAAAAUGUGGAAAUGAAAGAGGAGCUAAAAAGCAAAAACGAAACCAGUCAAAGCACAGGAGGAAGGAAUCCUCUGUUUUUCAGAGAUCAGCAAUAGGUGAACCCCUUUCCACCAUGUCAGAUCCUGAAGAAAAAAGAAUAACAUGUGCUAUCUGUGGGAAAAGGUUCAAAUAUACAUCAUCCUUAAACGCACACAUGGCAGUUCAUACAGGGAAAAAACCAUAUGAAUGCAUGGAAUGUGGGAAGAGGUUCAACUGGCGUGCAAAUCUGCAUUCACAUACAAGAACCCACACAAGGAAGAAACCAUAUAAAUGCAUGGAUUGUGGAAAAGGUUUCUUUCAGGAUCGGUAUCUACGUUCACAUCAAAGAACCCACACAGGGGAGAAUCCACAUAAAUGCAUGGAGUGUGGAAAGUACUUUACUCACAGUGGAAGUCUGCAUUUACACCAAAGAACCCACACAGGGGAGAAACCAUAUAAAUGUAUGGAAUGUGGGAAAAGCUUCAGGCAGGGAGAACAUCUACGUUUACAUCAAAGAAGUCACACAGGAGAGAAGCCAUAUAAAUGCAUUGAAUGUGGAAAGAGCUUCAGUCGAAAUGAUCAUCUCUGUUCACAUCACAGAACCCACACAGGAGAGAAACCAUAUAAAUGCAUGGAAUGUGGAGACAGCUUCAGUCGAAAGGACCAUCUACGUAGACAUCAAAGAAUCCAUACAGGAGAGAGGCCGUAUCAAUGCAUGGAAUGUGGAAAGAGCUUCAGUGUCAAAGGAACUCUAGAUUUACAUCAAAGAACCCACACAGGAGAAAAACCAUACAGGUGCGUGGAAUGUGGAAAGAGCUUCAGUCAGAGUCCACAUCUACGUUUACAUCAGAAAACGCACAUGAGAAAAACUUUAUAAAUGCACAUAAAUUUUCAUUGCAAAUGGAAAUCUACAUUUAUAUCAAAGAACCCCCACAUAAAGGAGAAAUCAUAAAAAUGCAUCGGCAUCUACCUUCACAUCAAAGAAGUCACUCAGAGGAGAGAGAGAGGGAGACUGUAUAAAAGCAUGGAAUAUGGGAAGAACCUCUCUUCCGUCUAUGACUUUACUUUGCGUAAUGGAACCCACACAGAGCAAAAUGGCCCCCAUGAUGCCCAAGGAUACCAUGAUGUCUUUUGGAGAUAAAAGAAAUCAUUGAAAUGUUUCAACAAAGAUGAUGAAAUAAAAAUAAAGAAAGAAAUAAAGGACGCUGGAGGCAAUACACAGAAUAUUUAUACAAAAAAAGACCAGGGAGUGAAUGACAUUUGAAAUGAAGAGCCAUAUUUUAUUGGGAGCAUUUUAUUGGGAAUUGUUUUAACUCUAUUUUAGGGUGGGAGGGAGUUUUAGGAUGUUUUGCUAUGCUUUUACUUGAGGGUUGUUGGGUAGCAUUUUUAUUGAUCUCUUGUUUGUUGUUACCCACCUCAAUCCAAUACAGGAAGAGGCGGGAUACAAACAAAUAUAAAUCACCGGGAACAGAUGAUAUCCCAAUUGAACUGCUACAAUAAACAGAUGCAAACAGAGGUGCCUGUAUAGGACCUUGGUGCCUUUAGAGUUUAAAGGAAGAUUUGGACCUUCAAUCUUUAGUUUGAAUAUAACAGGUAAAUUAUAUAUCAGAACACAUGUACGGGGAUAAAUGUAAUCUAAUUAUGUAACCACAUGAAUAGUAUGAGCAAAUGUCAGAUGAGAGAUUGCAUUGUUUGUCCCUGUGUCCUAUGCCAAGCCAUAUCCUUGGUUAGGCCUUCCAAGGUCAUCUGGAAUAUGUAUAUUAGGGGUAUGAAAGUUUCACAACCUCUUUCUUUCUUUUAUUUUAUUUUAAAAACAUUCCAAACAUAAUGGCAUCCACAUACUUAAAAUAAUGGACAUUCUUGAAAAACAUUCAAGACAUAACUGCAUAUCACCUAUCUUGCAUUCGUCCAUUUUCCUUCUCCUUCCUUCCUUUCUCUCUUUCAAAUCUUCCUUACUACUUUCAUUCUUCUUUUACAUUGCCACUUCCUGAUAACAUUCCAACUAGUUUGUCUAGCAAUUGUAAGUCCUGCUUAGUUGUCAUUAAAAAAAAAUUCAUACCUGUCUCUAAACACUUCCCAAAAAGAUCCCUUUCGACUUUUGUUUCCUUGUGUGUGUAUUUUCCAGUCUAAAUCAGCUUCCGCUUUUUACCAAAAUAAGUAUUAUAAUAAUAAUAAAAUAAUAUAAUACAC